AAUGACGUCGUUUUUAGUAUCUUGAUGAAAAGGGUCUCUCUGCUUGCAACCGUCGUACAGCAGAAACGGCGCGUCUUUGAGGUGGGAGAGAGCGAGAGAGAAAGAGAUGAGCAGGUCAUUGCCCUUUUCCAGGCUCUUCAGGCAGCUGGAGCAAGAGAUGGAAACUGUGGUAAAGGUACUGCAGCCUGGACCUUUAGGAAUCAUAGAGCACAAGUUCUCUGCUGAGGAGAUACGCAAGGCAAAUGCUACAGUUGAGAGGGCUGUAGAAACUUGGCGGCAGAAUGCAAUCCGAGAGCAGAGGAAUCCACUCUUGAAAGAUUAUAUUCAUAAGUGAAGGAUCUGCUCAAGCUAACCUUCAUGGGAGAUGGAGCAAUCGAACUUUGUUGAAUACAAAUGUGCAGUUCAUGUAUUCAUUU
Prunus avium (sweet cherry) is the source of this 416-nucleotide messenger RNA. Its product is annotated as zinc metalloproteinase aureolysin. The record is from RefSeq and is a predicted model, not a curated record. NCBI's taxonomy places the organism in Eukaryota, Viridiplantae, Streptophyta, Magnoliopsida, Rosales, Rosaceae.